Molecule: messenger RNA, 2314 nt
Organism: Galeopterus variegatus (Sunda flying lemur)
Lineage: Eukaryota; Metazoa; Chordata; Mammalia; Dermoptera; Cynocephalidae
Product: E3 ubiquitin-protein ligase RFWD2-like
Exons: 3
Biological process (GO): proteasome-mediated ubiquitin-dependent protein catabolic process
Molecular function (GO): ubiquitin protein ligase activity; protein binding
Source: RefSeq, a predicted model, not a curated record
UUAGAUCACUGUGUCCACUACUAUGAUCUUCGUAACACUAAACAACCAAUCAUGGUAUUCAAAGGACACCGAAAAGCAGUCUCUUAUGCAAAGUUUGUGAGUGGUGAGGAAAUUGUCUCUGCCUCAACAGACAGCCAGCUAAAACUGUGGAAUGUAGGGAAACCAUACUGUCUACGUUCCUUCAAGGGUCAUAUUAAUGAAAAAAACUUUGUAGGCCUCGCUUCUAAUGGAGAUUAUAUAGCUUGUGGAAGUGAGAACAACUCCCUUUAUCUGUACUAUAAAGGACUUUCUAAGACUUUGCUAACUUUUAAAUUUGAUACGGUCAAAAGUGUUCUGGACAAAGACAGAAAAGAAGAUGAUACAAAUGAAUUUGUUAGUGCUGUGUGCUGGCGGGCACUACCAGAUGGGGUAAGUUUUCAUAUCAGUUUUUUCACCUUGGUGUCUCAUAUAAUACUUUAUGUAUACACAGCAUUUUUUUGUUUUUUACUUUAAAGUAUAAGUUGGCAUGUGUGAUGUGUAUUUUCUUUUUUGCUUAGUAUUGUAUCACCAAAGAAAAUAGGCAUUAAAGUAAUAGUUGAAAUGUCACUAAUGGAACAAUGUCAUGCUGACAUGGUGUUCCUCCUAUGGACCUAUAACAUCUUGUAUGUACUCGCUUAUAGCCAUUAUCACAUUGUCUCUUUAUGUCUCUCCUAUAAGUCUGGAAAUUCCUCCAGAGUACACACACUGUGUCUCAUUUUCCUUAGUGAUCAUAUGCAGUAUGUGCUCAAUAAAUACUCAGCUGAGCUAGUAUUUUAAUAAUAAGAAAAAAAAAAUCGAUGUAGGUAAAGGAGAGUAGCCUAUACGUGCCCUAAUUAAAUACUUUUUCAGUGUAGAAUUGCUCGCUAUAAAAUACAUUUCUAUAAGAUAUUUAAACAUAUUUAAUUUCUUGACAAGAAAGUUACAUUAUUAGGUUAUGAAAAAAGCUUCCUCAAAUUUUCACUUAUUCAUACAUUUUAAUGUAUAAGUUCUUCCAUAAGUUAUAUGAAGAAAUAAUGCUUUUUACUAUCUUGAUUUAUGUAAACAUUAGUUGUUAGUGUCAACUUCCUAAAAAUAGCUUUUUAUGUGCUUACUUGGUUGUUUUUGUUCUCUAAGUAGAAUUAGAAAAGUUGGACAAAGUAUAUGUAUUUUAAAAACAAAAACCUGUUUGAAGGCAUUGGAAAGCAAACAAGACAGAAAAGAAUUACCAGACUAGGAAUGAGAGCCUUGGCUUUUGAGUCUACUUUUCCCCUGGGAGCAUUUGCCAAUUUUGGUGGGGUGGGCUGAAAGCACUAAUGGCAGCUUCACAGGGUCACAGGAAUUGGAGUCCAGUGCCUAUCACUGCAUGAGAGUGACUCACUUUGUUUUAGAUCCCCAAAGGGAUGUAAUCUAGGGUAAUCCGGUUGAAGAUAAGUCUUCACAGUGAUUGCCACUCAACUCUAAUCAUAUCAAUCCCUGAAACUGAAUUGAGGUGACACUGAAUUGCCAGUGUCCACAGCUAGCAAACUUGAAUUCAUUCUGAAAAAAGAUAAUAACAUCAUCUAAGGACUUCAUUUAUUUUCUCAGUUUUCCAAAUACAAUUACUAGGGCACAAUCACAAAUAAACAAACAUAGGAAAAGACAAGAUAGCAUGAGUGAAACCAGCAUAAGCAACAGAUAGGAGAAACAGAAUCACAGCAGCUUUGGAUAUUGGAGUUAUCGACAUAGCUUGAAAGUAACCGUGCUUACAAGAUGAAAGACAAGAUUGAGCAUUUUAACUGGGAACUGGAAACUAUUUUAAAAAUGAAAAUCCUAGAGCUGAAAAAAUAUAAUCAUCAAAAUUAAGAAUUCAGUGGAUGGGUUGAAUGGAAGACAAAGUAGAAAAAAGAAUUAAUGAACUGAGAGGUAAAUUAGGAGAAAUUAUACAGAUGGAAGCAUAGAGAGACAAAAAUGAUUUUAAGAAAUAUGGAAAAGGAGGGUCAAGUAAAAGCAUUUGACUUAUUUAGCAGGAGACCUAAAGGGAGAGAAGAGAAAUAAUAUAGCAGGAGCAAAUAUUAGAAGGGAUUAUUUGAGGACUAUACGGAGUUAAUGAAAUACAUCAAGCCAGAAAUUCAGUAAACCUUUGAAUUGCAGAGAAUGAAUGACUUGAAAUCUGCAAUGUUAGUAAAGGUUGAACAUCAUUCCUGGACUUGAACAGACCUAGGCCUGCCUGAAAAAAAAUCUGGCCUUGGGUCUGUCUGCUCAUGGCAUUAUUUCCUUGGGAAUAUACUGAGUUAAGACGAAUAUGGAAUGUUAUGUGCUAGGGGCUGGUUAUCUCUUA